GCAACGUACGUACGUUAUUGAGCAUUUUUUUUCUAGAUAUUUCAAGUAUCGAAUUCAAAAUUAAUAUUCUAACUAUGGAUAAAACCGUUAUUCCAACGUCCAUGGAAAAAUUAUAUAAAAAUCUCAUAUUUUGUGGCGAAAUCGAUUUUUACUGUAUAGGAUGUAGAGAAUUAUUUCAUAGCAUACCAGAAGUGGAAAAACAUAUACGCUGGGAUCAACACAGAACGUUUUUAAAAAAUCAAAGUUAUUUAUCAAGCUACAAGAAAGAUUGCAUUCUUAAGAUACAUGAACACUUUUAUUGCGAAAUAUGCAACUAUAUUUUCACUGAUAAAAACCAUAUUAUUAUACAUAUCGAAAGUGAAAGCCAUAUAGCUACAAAAAUGAAGAGGAAUACUGGGCCCCCGACUGAACCUCCAAAGUUUAUAGGAAUUUAUGAUUCUGAAUAUGUAGUCAUAAAGAAAGUCAUACUGGAUAUGCCCCAGUGGAACACCAUAACUAACCAGAAGUGCCAUUUGUGUGAUGAAGAAGUUCCAGAUACUUUAAUUCGUAAACACAUGACAUUUGGACGACAUAUAAUCAACUUAAUUCAGUCCAAAACCGUAUAUGAAGAAGAGCGGUACUACCGACUGGUUUGCAGAAAUCAGCGUUUCUGCUUCACAUGUAAAAAGACUUUCUCAGCUGAAGAUUUUGACGAUCACUGGAGCACCUGUCAAAACAUUGAAGUUCUUGAGAUCCAGAGACUGAAGGAAACUAGAACUGCCGCCAUGGAGGACAUAGCUAAGAUGCAGGAAAUUCAAAAAAAGCUAAUUAGUACUGUGCAAGAGUUCUACUGGGUAGAUGAGAAAAACAAUAUUGCAACAUGCAAAUACUGUAAGACAGUUGUAAAUAUACUGUUCAAGCCAAUGAUAGAUCACAUGAAAAAUAAACAUGAUAAUCAUCAAUCAUCUGACGAAUCUUCUUCUGAUGAAGAAGUUCAAUUUAGUGAAGUUAUAGACUUUGGCAAACGAAGAAAAGAAUUGGCUGAAUUUGGUAGACAACACCAUGUCAGACUCAAUCACAAUGCCAGUAAAGGGUGGUGCUCAGUUUGUGAUUGCUACAUGUCUGCCCAUAAAAGGGUUUUUAAAAUUCAUAUUCGAGGAUACAUUCAUAAGGGUUUCUUAGAAAUCCAAGGUUUAACUCCUCCAGUGCAUGAACCUGAGCCAAGAGAUUUUAAAACAAUUUCUGUUUAUGACUAUAGCUUGGAAUAUAUACCUUCAGAGAAAGCAUUUCAUAUUGAUAAUAAAUAUGUUGUGGAUGUAUUCAGCUUUUUCCUAUUGUUUAAAAUCGAGGGUAAUCCACAUGUUAAGAAAACGAAAUGUUUUGCAUGUAAUGAAUUAAUUGCGCAAGGGCAAGAGCGCAAACAUUGUGAGACUGAUGAACAUAAGGAGAAGUUUCUAGAAGCCAAACUUAUAGAACCCGGGAAGAAUAAAGAUACUCCUAAUUUUGGGGAAUAUAUCAGAGAAAUAAAGCCAAACUUGUAUCAUUGUGGAUUAUGCAAUCGUACUUUUCCGUUCAGAGCAUCAUUGGAGUUUCACAAGGCAUCAAAUGGACAUCAAUCGAUAAAGACCAACCGAAUUGUAAAUCCCGAAGCACCAGCUAUAGUAUUUAACACAAGACAUGAUGAUGUUUACAUAAAACUGUUAACAAUUUGUUUGAAGGACCAAGCUAAGUAAUAUGAAGUACCUUUAUACUUCUCCUAUUACGUGGGAUUAAAUUUAAAAUAACUGAUAUCUAUUAACCUACCUCAUUCUGACAUAGGUAUUAUGUUAAGUAUAAUUUUUAUGUGCUGACUGUACUCGUGUAAAAUUAGUUUUGUAAGUUUUUUUUUAUUUUAUUUAACGGUAUGUUUUGUUGUCAUCAUAUCGGUAUGUUUGCUUAACCCAACAGCUAAAUAUUCUAAGACCUAAUUAGAAUUUACUUAACUUUUCUAUGGAAAAGUUAGUCUAUAUUAUAUUUGCAAACAAUGAGCCUAUUUAAUGGCUACCUCUUUAAACAAACUCAUUAUAAAAUACGAUAUUAUUAUCACAUUAACCCUAUUCUUGGUAAACAAUUUGAUACUAACUCAUUACUAAAAAUAACUAUUACUUGAAUUGACAAGCAAAAUGUCCUGCCAAGAUUAGGAUAAAUGGGUUAUCUACUAAUUUUUGUUGAGAUUAUUCUUAAGAUGUUUCGAUAACUAGUGCCAUAAUAGGCUACAUUCCACUCCUUAUUACAUGAAAAUUAUAACUGGUUUAUAUGAUAUGUGUCCAUCACUUCGGGGUUUACAAGGCCAGGCUACACCUAAUCUUAGUACAAAUUACUGUCAAAAUUAUAUGAAUUGAUGUUCUUAGUUAACAUUUAGUUUUUUGAUUAUUGCAGUCUACGAAGAGUUUAUUUGGCUUUUUCGUAUUGUACAUCUUGUAUACAGCUUAUGGACAUUAAGUGUUGGUUUGAUAGCGGCACUUGUUAACAAGCUAAUCAAUUAAAUGCCAUAAGCUUUAGCUCUCUAAAAAAAGAAAAAAAUAGUUUUUUAAGUUUCGACUGCUUCUCAUGAUUGUUGAGUAAGAAGUAUUGGGUUCAAUUCCUAGGUUGAUCGAAGCAGAGGCUUACCCUUUUGGAGUAAAAUGGGUAAUGAUAUUUUUAUGUGUACCUAAUAGUAAUUUUAAAGACUGACAACUUUGAAAUGUAUUUUAUAAUAUUAUUAAUCAAAAUAAUGAUGUUUAUUUACAAAAUUAAGUGAAUAAAAUGUAAUACUUAGGUAUUAUUAUAGAAGGCUGAUUUUAUAAGGCUGAUUUACUUUCUUCUUAAAUAAUAUGUAAUUGUAUGUGAAACUAUGUAACAUUACAGUGCUA
Messenger RNA from Spodoptera litura, 2870 nucleotides. RefSeq lists its product as uncharacterized. Lineage: Eukaryota; Metazoa; Arthropoda; Insecta; Lepidoptera; Noctuidae. The record is from RefSeq and is a predicted model, not a curated record.